Didymodactylos carnosus is the source of this 3171-nucleotide messenger RNA. Lineage: Eukaryota; Metazoa; Rotifera; Eurotatoria; Philodinida; Philodinidae. The record is from the annotation of a GenBank genome assembly.
AUGCCUGACGUCGUAAUUGAUGCUGCGAAGUGUCUAGAACGAAUUCGAAAACUCUAUGCUUCUUGGCGUUCUGAUGACGAACAAUCAUCGUUAGAUAACAACCCUCUUACCACUGUUGAUGCUGUUGUCAUCACAACUGGUCAAAAUGAAGAUUUUACUUACAGUAAAUCAGCUGCUAUUCAAACAUGGUUGUUUGGUUAUGAAAUGCAUGAUGUUCUAUUAGUGUUUUGUGAAGAAGUCAUUAUAUUUUUAACUGGUGCUAAAAAAAUUAAUUAUUUAAAACAAAUUGAAAAUGGUCAUAAUAAAAACGGUGAUAAAGAAAAUGCACCAGGGAAUUUUAAAUUUCUUGUACGAAAAGACAAUGAUCAAAAACAUUUUGAUGACAUAAUUGAAUUAAUUAAAUCUAGUCGAAAUGGGAAAACAAUCGGUGUUUUUUCAAAAGACAAAAUGGAAGGUCCAUUUUGUGAACAGUGGCAAACACAAUUGAAUGAACAAGAUUUUACAAGUGUUGAUAUAAGUACAUCAGUUGGCUAUUUACUUGCUGUCAAAGAUGAUAGUGAAUUAACACUUGUCAAAAAAGCAUGUGAAAUAACGGGAAAAUUGUACAGUAAAUAUUUAAAAGAUCAAAUUAUCAACAUUGUUGAUACAGAAAAGAAAGUCAAACAUUCCAAAUUAUCUGACAAUUUGGAGACAAUAUUAGGCGAUGAAAAAUACGUGACAAAAGCUGAUAUACCCUUUGUUGAAAUGUGUUAUCCAGCUAUUAUUCAAAGUGGUGGAUCUUAUAAUUUAAAAUUUAGUGCAACAAAUGACAAAAGUUAUCUUCAUUAUGGUGCAAUAUUGUGUGCAUUUGGAAUACGUUAUAAAUCUUAUUGUUCAAAUCUUGUUCGAACAUUAAUUGUUAAUCCAACAGAUGAGAUGCAAAAUGCUUACAAAUUUUUAUUAGACUGUGAAGAAUUAUUAAUAAAAGAACUGACACAUAAUGCACGACUAUGUGAUGUAUAUAAAACAAUUCGUGAAAAAGUUGAGAAUGAAAGACCAGAAUAUGCUCAAAGGAUGACGUCAAAUUUAGGAACGGUUAUUGGUGUAGAGUUUCGUGAAAGCAGUUUAGCAAUAACAACCAAGUGUACCGCACGUGCUAAAAAAGGAAUGACAUUUCAAAUUAGUAUCGGCUUUUCGGAACUGGAAAAUUCUGAUGGUAAAGAUGAUCAAAGCAAAAUUUAUGCCUUAUUUAUUGGAGAUACAGUUGUUGUUAACGAAGAUAACCCUUGUACAAUAUAUACAUCAUCGAAAAAAGACAUAAGUCAUAUUGCUAUUAUACUCAAAGAUGAAGCUGAUACACAAGAUGAUGAUGCGGAUGCUCCUAUAGUUGAUAAAGCAGCAAUUGGCCCAAGAAGAACGGCCGUGUUGGAAAAUAAGACACGAAAUGAAACUGUUCCUGAAGAAACACGUCGGGUAAAUCAAAAACAAUUGCUAAAACGAUUGAAUGAAAAUGCAAAAAUUCGUUUAACAUCACAAGGAGGAAAAGUAUCAGCUGAAAAAACUCGAAAAAUCAAUAAUUCAUAUAAAUCUGAAAAUCAACUACCACAAGAUCCUGAUAUACAAGAUUUGAAACUGUUUGUGGAUAAACGUUAUGAAACUAUCAUAUUACCGAUCAAUGGUACCGCUGCAGCAUUUCAUAUUUCAACGAUUAAAAAUGCAUCGUUAGCUGUGGAAGGUGAAUAUAUUUAUCUUCGUAUUAAUUUUUUCAAUCCAGGUGGUUUGGGAAAACAAAAUGACAAUUUUGAUAAAGAACAUGUUUAUAUCAAAGAAUUAACAUAUCGUGCAUCAAAUGAAAAGAAAAACGACGAUAUAACAGCUCCAGCAAAUAAUUUAAAUCAUGUUUAUAAAUUAAUUUUGGAUGUACAAAAAAAAUUCAAAGAUGAAGAAUCUGAGAGAAAACAAAUGGAGGGUGUUGUUAAACAAGAUGCAUUGACAUUAAAUUCAAGUAAAACAAAUCCAAAAUUAAAAGAUCUUUAUAUACGUCCUAGUCUUGCUAAUAAAAAAAUUAAUGGAACAUUAGAAGCCCAUACAAAUGGUUUUCGUUAUACAUCUGUUCGUGGUGAUAAAAUUGAUAUUCUGUAUAGUAAUGUUAAACAUGCAUUUUAUCAACCGUGUGAUAAUGAAAUGAUUAUUCUAAUUCAUUUUCAUUUGAAACAUGCCAUUGUAUUUGGACGUAAAAAACAAAUUGAUGUACAAUUUUAUACAGAAGUUGGAGAAAUAACAACAGAUCUUGGAAAACAUCGUAAUAUGCAUGAUAAAGAUGAUAUGUUAGCUGAACAGGCUGAACGUGAUUUAAGAAAUAGAUUGAAAUCAGCAUUUCAAGGUUUUAUUGAAAAAGUUGUUCAACAAAAAAAUUUUCAAAUUGAAUUUGAAAAACCAAUUCGUGCAUUAGGUUUUCAUGGUACACCACAUCGUUCAAUGGUGUUACUUCUUCCGACUACAUCUUGUCUGGUGCAUCUGACUGAAUGGCCACCAUUUGUCGUCGUAUUGGAGGAAGUUGAACUUGUGCAUUUUGAGCGUGUUCAUUUUCAACUAAAAAAUUUUGAUAUGGUAUUUGUAUUGAAAGAUUAUCAAAAGAAAGUACAAACUAUUCAAGCUAUACCAAUGAAUGAAUUGGAUCAUAUUAAAGAUUGGCUUAACUCUUGCGAAUUAUGCUAUACGGAAGGUCCUCAAGCAUUAAAUUGGGCUAAAAUUAUGAAAACAAUUACAGAUGAUUUGACCGGCUUUUUUCAACAAGGCGGUUGGAGUUUUCUUGAAGCUGAUACCGAUAAUGAAGGUGAAGGCGGCGACGGUGAAGACGAUUCAGAUGCUGAAGAAGACGAUUAUGAACCAUCAGGCGAUGACAGUGGUGAAGCAAGUGAAAGUGAAUAUUCGGGUGAGGAAGAAGAUGUAAAAGCAUCCGAUGAAUCAGAAGAAGAAUCAGAUGUGUCUGAGGAUGCGUUAGGUUCCGAUGAAGAAUCUGGCAAAAGUUGGAGUGAGUUAGAAGAAGAAGCACGAAAAGCAGAUGCUGAAAAAGUUGAGUAUGAAUCAGAUCAUGGUGAUCGAAAGAAAAAAUCAUCAUCGUCAAAACCCACGAAUAACAAACGUAAAGCUAAUUCCCCACCACCAACAAAUAAUAAGAAAAAGAAAUAA